AGUCCUUGGAAGUAUUGAACCUUUCUCACAAUAUGCUCAAUGGUUCCAUCCCAGAAGCUUUCAAUGAUUUGCAUGGUUUGAGAAUUGUGAAUAUAUCCUUCAAUCAAUUGGAAGGUCCGAUUCCAGACCUUAAGGCAUUUCACGAGGCUUCAUUCGAUGCCUUAUGGAAUAAUAAAGCCUUAUGUGGUAACGCCACUGGACUAAGGCCUUGUGUUCUCCUUUACCGAGAUAACCAUAGCCAUGGAGGAAGGACCAAAGUCAUUGUUUUAGCUUUGCUUCCACUCUUUGGUGGUCUACUUUUGUUGUUUAUGUUGGCUGUGAGUUUCCUUACUUGUUACAAGAAGACUCCGAGCAGAAAAUCAGAACCGAGGGAGGAACAACAUGGUGAUAUUUUCACUGUGUUUGGAUUUAAUGGAAGAAUACUCCAUGACAGCAUCAUUGAAGCCACUGAAGAUUUCAGCUCCGACUAUUGCAUUGGAUCGGGAGGAUACGGAGCCGUUUAUAAAGCUACUUUACCAACUGGUCAAGUGGUUGCAGUGAAGAAGGUUCACCAAUCUGAAGACAGCUUGCUUCUCAACAACUUGAAAGCUUUUGAAAGCGAGAUUGUUGCUUUAUUAGAAAUAAGGCACCGUAACAUUGUGCAGAUGUAUGGCUUUUGUUCACAUCCAAAGCAUUCUUUUCUGGUUUAUGAGCUCGUAGAAAUGGGAAGUUUGAGAAUGGUCUUAAGCAACAAUGAGCAAGCAAUGUUGUUAGACUGGGAAAAGAGGCUAAUUGUUGUUAAAGGAUUGGCCAAUGCCCUGUCUUACAUGCAUCACAACCAUUCACAACCUAUAGUUCAUCGAGACAUUUCCAGCAACAAUAUUCUUUUGGAUUCGGACUAUGAAGCUCGUGUCUCUGAUUUUGGAACUGCCAGGAUUUUAAAGCCUGACUCGUCCAAUUGGACAUCACUUGCGGGAACCUAUGGGUAUAUAGCUCCAGAGUUGGCUUAUACAAUGAGGGUAGAUGAGAAAUGUGAUGUGUACAGCUUUGGGGUGGUAGCAAUAGAAGUUUUGAUGGGGAAGCAUCCUGGUGAUCUUCUUUCAUAUUUGUCAUCAUCAACACCUGUGUCAAAUGAUGAACAAAUUUUACUUCAAGAUGUGAUUGACCACCGUCUCUCACCACCGCGAAGCCGAGAGGCAAUGGAUGUAGUCACUGCUACAAAGGUAGCAUUUGCAUGCCUGAAUGCCAAUCCUCAACUUCGGCCAACCAUGCAACAUGUUGCACAAGCCCUUACCCGUCAACCCCUUCCAUUGCCGAGUCCUUUCUCGACCAUAAAAGUGGAAGAAUUGUUGGGUCAUGUAGUCUGCAAUGGCUAACUAAGGUGCUAAAAUUCAGGU
Molecule: messenger RNA, 1376 nt
Organism: Hibiscus syriacus
Lineage: Eukaryota; Viridiplantae; Streptophyta; Magnoliopsida; Malvales; Malvaceae
Product: MDIS1-interacting receptor like kinase 2-like
Exons: 2
Coding region: 33-1355 (440 amino acids)
Biological process (GO): protein phosphorylation
Molecular function (GO): protein kinase activity; ATP binding
Source: RefSeq, a predicted model, not a curated record